Pocillopora verrucosa is the source of this 2901-nucleotide messenger RNA. RefSeq names its product galanin receptor type 1-like. Gene Ontology annotation, molecular function: G protein-coupled receptor activity. The record is from RefSeq and is a predicted model, not a curated record. Gene Ontology annotation, cellular component: plasma membrane. NCBI's taxonomy places the organism in Eukaryota, Metazoa, Cnidaria, Anthozoa, Scleractinia, Pocilloporidae. Gene Ontology annotation, biological process: G protein-coupled receptor signaling pathway.
GAAACCCUUUUGCUUGAACCGGAGUUCAACACGCAAACAAUAAGCACAGCUUCCAACCCGACUUUUGAUGCAAGACAUCACUUUUUAUUGAAUGGUUAACCGAUGAUUGAAGGACAACCAAUUGAAAUUUGUCAGUAGUUAGAAGUUGUUGAAGAGCGACGUCCUACUCAAUCAAAGGAAGCAUCUUUACAAGUAUACCAAUCUUGCAUUUAUUGCAAUAAUUUUACGGGUCAAAUCAGCUGGCUUGGACCCGAAAGCUAGCCAACCACAACAACACAAACUGCAAAAUGGAGUGAUUUUGUCAUCUUACAACUGCGAACGUUAGAACCCCAUGAUGGGUGAGAAGAACUUUACCAUGUCCCCUACGAGUGCGAGUGGUAACUUCAUCGAGCCAGCUUAUAUGCGCUGGACACUUCGCUUGAUAUUUAUCGUUGUGUUCGUAGUAGGAAUCAUCGGUAACUCUGUGGUUUGUGUGGCUGUGAUCCGUCGUAAGCGGAUGCGGACGAGCAAUAACAUUUUCACUUUUAAUCUGGCUCUUUGCGACUUACUAAACGUAGUGAUCUUUUUACCGACGCAAAUGGCUGCGUUUGAAAACAACCAUAACUGGGCUACAGGAAAUUUCAUGUGUCAUUUCACCUACAUUCUGGUUCCUCUCUGCUUGUCAGCCUCAAUCGGGACACUCCUCGCCAUAACAAGCGAUCGAUACAGAGCAAUUGCUUAUCCUAUGAAACCCCGAUUAAGCGGUAGAAAAGUCAAAAUCAUCUUGGCUGUAAUUUGGAUCACCUCUUUUGUGAUCUGUUCUCCACUUCUAUAUGUGGCUGGGAUAGUAAGACCUAAGCCUGGUAAAGUUUAUUGCGAUGAGAAAUGGCCAGAUCCUCUUUAUUCUGAGCUCUAUUGGAAUUUCAUUUUUGUGAUUCAAUACAUCUUACCUCUGGCCAUUAUUGUAGUGUUAGCAGUGCUAAUCGCGGUUAAGAUUCGUAAGAACAACACAAUGAAAAUGCUUCCUAAAAGCUCUCAGGUAAUAGCAGCUGCAGUCAGGCAGAGAAUGAAACAGACUUCAAAAAUUACCAACAUGCUUGUCGCUCUGGUGAUACUCUACGCAAUCUGUAUGCUUCCUCAACAUUUUGUGUUCUUGUGGUCUAAAUACGGUGACUUAUCCAACUCCAAGUACUUUGUUUACGUUCUGCGAUUUUCAAACGUUUUCCCAAUGGCAAAUAGCGCACUCAAUCCUAUCGCUUACGGAACACUGAAUAAAGAGUUUAAGAAAGUCUUUAAAAGUUUCUUUCGCUGUGAGUGCGGGCAAAAGACGAAUGCGGAUGUUUAUAAAACAAAUCCUAAGGCAAUGAACGAAAUCCGUGGUGGUAAGUUCAGAUUAGCAGUGUAUAAACACGCCAAUGGCGAUGGAAAGGCUGGUGGCGAUGUGGAGAGUGGGAGCCGACGAACUCCUGCUUCUACUACCUCUUCGGCGACAAAUAAAAAACUUCAAAGGAGAAGUGAAGAUGGUGGAAGAGAAUUUAAAAGGACACCCAUUUCUAAUGGUUAUACCACAACUUUGUCCAUAUGUGAUCAAAAUUCGAAUGAAAACGAAGACGAAAGACAAAGUCUUUUACAAAGAGAAACAAAAGAGGACUGUUCAAACAUGUCACGUUCACGACCACCCCCAACUUACAUGAAACAGAAAGAAGAAGAAGAGCAAUUGUUGAUAGAUAGCGGGAGGGGAUCUGAAUUUGUCAGAAAUGAACAUGUGUUUCCCAACGAUUCUGAAGACAAGAACAUGCAAAUAGACAAUAAAAUUGCUGCAGAGGCCAAUAUAAGUCGUCCUGAUGCUAAUGUGUGUGCGGGUUGCGCGUUCGACCCGAAGAAACUACAUCCAAAGGAAAACUUAGAGACUCAGUUGUUGACACUUAAUGACGUCGAAAAUGACUCAUUUAUGGACUGCUGGGUUGAAGUGAACAAAAUAGACCAAAAGCUUCUCGCCUAUAUAAGCUCUUUACAAGAAACUGAUCUUUAGAACACUAUAUCCAGAUAUAAUUUCGGUUUCUCUCCCAAUUUUGUUUCGCUUAUUAAAAAUACAUUUCAAGUUUGCUCCGAUAGUGGAAACUAAUAACAGGUUUAGCCUUGUGUAAACAAAGAGCACCAAAUCUUCGCUACUAUUGACUGAAAAACGCAAAGGGUCACUUUUGAAUUGUAAAUAAAUUAAACUUUUCAUAAUCAAGCUUAACACAAAAGAGAUCCGAAAAGGGAGCACGCGAAUAGAAAAGAUUCUCUGUUCAAUCAUUUGGAUUUGUUUAACACGGAAUGCAAAUCCAGAAACGAAUUAUGUCUCAGGUCUUUAACAUCCUUCAAACAUUGCUCACUUUCAAGUAGAAAGUUUGGCUCUGGUUUUAUUCCAAUCGAACAAUUCCACGGCACUUGAGAUUUUAUUUCAAGUUGUUGUUUAUGUGUACUCUAUAAUUUAAUUAUUAUUUAACGUAAGUGACCAAGCGAGAAAGAUUUUAUGAAGACGCAGACAGAACAAUACACGGCUAGAGGCAACAUCUGCCCAAUUUGCAAUAAAUUUCAUGGUUGAGGAAGGCGCUAACAAGAAUCAAAUUAGUCUGUUGAAUGCACUAAUGACCGUCUAAGAGAAGUAUUAAUGAAAUACCUUGUAGCUAAAAUUUUCUGUUCUAACAAUAUCUGGAAUCCUGUGAAAGUUAAAAGAGGACAAGGAGUUGCUUACAACAUGUAUUGACAACAAAGUCACAUCAAAACCUGCUCUUAGUCAUAGAGCCGGUGCAAACAUAUACACUAUAGCUGUCGCCAAUAAACAUAAUAACCAAAUUUAAUAUCCUUACUAUUUGUGGGGGUACAUUGCCACCAAUUAAAUGUUUUUUUUUCUUUGUUUUGACGCAAUUGCUCAAA